Molecule: messenger RNA, 1122 nt
Organism: Paramuricea clavata
Lineage: Eukaryota; Metazoa; Cnidaria; Anthozoa; Malacalcyonacea; Plexauridae
Source: the annotation of a GenBank genome assembly
AUGGCAGAACCUGAAGACAAAGACGAACUUCUUUUCACAGAAGACGAAGAGCCUUCAAUCAAUCUAAACAAAGAAUUCCUGUCGACUAUCUCGUUACUGAAUACAAACAUGCUUGCUGUAAACGAGUCGCUUAAGCAAUUUAGUACCCAAAUGCACACGGCAGAACCUGCCAGAAAAAGGCCACUUUUGUCAGACAAAGAAGGCCUGAACGACCAGCAGAAUGGUCAUCAAUCAGAUGCCGAUCAACUGCUGAACCAGCAGGCGAAUAAACGGCAAAAAGUCGUUAACAACGACGGCGAAAUGGGCGCCACACCAGUAGUCGUUAACAACGACAACAAUAGCAAUGGCGGGGACGUCACAGAGUCACCCGAUCAACGCGAUGACCCUUUGCUGGAAGAAAUCGCACAAGCUAUGAAUGACACGGAAAAAUCCGCCCCCAAAAUUGCUGAACAAUUAGCAAAAAUCAUCAACUCUCGCUGGCUAAACAAGCUGAGUGAUGAAAGCCUUCGUGAGAAACUUGAUACCCAUUUGCGUCCGGUUAACUGUGACCGACUCAUUACUCCGAAGGUCAACCCAGAAAUCUGGGGGCGUCUCGACAAAGAAACAAGAAGCAAAGAUCUAAAGCUGUCAUACUUGCAAACUAACCUAGCAGCGGUUGGUAAUAUUGUCUCGCAAGCAACAGAUAUGUUGUUGACAGCUCGUGCGGAAAACAGCGAAGUCGACAUCGAAAACCUUAUUCGCAAGAAUAUGGACGCCAUUGCUAUUAUGGGCCACAUUAGUUAUGAUUUGGCUCAACGAAGACGUGAUGUUAUUCGUCCAACACUCAAUAAGGAGUAUGCUACACUGUGUGCUUCCCAUGUGCCUGUUACCACUUUGCUUUUCGGGGACGAAUUGCAAACACAACUGAACCACAUACGGGCAUCGAAUAAAAUAAAAAAUACAGCAAGUGGUUCCCAAUAUUAUCCACCAAGGCGCAAUUUCUCGCCUCAACAGGCACCAGCCAGAUCUGGUCAACAAAAGCCUUUUUUAUGGAAACAGCCGCCUCAGGGCGGCAAACCCCAGUACAGGAGAAAGUACAAACAAUAUCGGUCCAAUCAACCGGGGAAUCAGAAAAAUCAAUGA